Balearica regulorum gibbericeps (East African grey crowned-crane) is the source of this 399-nucleotide messenger RNA. The record is from RefSeq and is a predicted model, not a curated record. NCBI's taxonomy places the organism in Eukaryota, Metazoa, Chordata, Aves, Gruiformes, Gruidae.
GCCUUCGGGGAGCCCCAGGAUAUUCUUUGGAUCAAGCCCAUCAUCUUCCAAUUGAAAUGGAUCCAUUGAUUGCCAAUAACUCUGGUGUGAACAAACGGCAGAUCACAGACCUUGUGGAUCAGAGCAUCCAGAUCAAUGCACAUUGCUUUGUGGUCACAGCAGAUAAUCGCUACAUUCUUAUCUGUGGUUUUUGGGACAAGAGCUUUCGAGUUUAUUCUACGGAAACAGGAAAAUUAACUCAGAUUGUGUUUGGCCACUGGGAUGUCGUGACUUGCCUUGCCAGAUCAGAGUCCUAUAUCGGUGGGGACUGCUACAUCGUGUCUGGGUCUCGUGACGCUACGCUGCUGCUUUGGUACUGGAGUGGCCGACAUCAUAUUAUAGGUGACAAUCCAAAUAGCA